Macadamia integrifolia is the source of this 693-nucleotide messenger RNA. RefSeq names its product probable histone chaperone ASF1A. Gene Ontology annotation, biological process: DNA replication-dependent chromatin assembly. The record is from RefSeq and is a predicted model, not a curated record. Gene Ontology annotation, cellular component: nucleus. Gene Ontology annotation, molecular function: histone binding. NCBI's taxonomy places the organism in Eukaryota, Viridiplantae, Streptophyta, Magnoliopsida, Proteales, Proteaceae.
AUUUGGAGUGGAAACUAAUCUAUGUGGGAUCUGCUGAAGAUGAGAGUUGUGACCAACUAUUAGAGAGUGUGCUUGUUGGGCCUGUAAAUGUUGGCAAUUAUCGCUUUCUCUUCCAGGCUGAUCCUCCAGAUCCAUCAAAGAUUCCUGAUGAGGACAUCAUUGGGGUCACAGUGCUGCUGUUGAGUUGCUCUUAUAUGGGGCAGGAGUUUAUCAGAGUGGGCUACUAUGUGAACAACGAUUAUGAUGAUGAGCUGCUGAGGGAAGAACCUCCUCAAAAGGUUUUGAUAGAUAGGGUGCAAAGAAAUAUAUUGGCUGACAAGCCCAGAGUAACAAAGUUCCCCAUCAAUUUCCACCCUGAUACCAAUGGGAAUGGAGGACAGCCGCCUCCUUUACCUGAUCACCCAACAGAAACAAAUGAGAAUGGGGAACAGCCACCACCCCCUUCACCAGAUCAUUCUUCCGACGCACAGAAACCAGACUUUUCAACCAAAUAGAACUAUAUGCUGAAUUCUGCCUUCAAUUUUUUAUGAAGGCACAUGGCAUGAUAGUCAUAGCAGCCAGCUGAAAUUUAGAAUUGAUGAACAUAGAACUGGCCUCAUUUGACAAACAGUAUUAUUGCCUCUUUAUUUUUUUUUGGUAGAAAUGUUAUUGCCUUUAUGAUAUUUUGAAUGAAAUGCAGAAUGGAAUUGUUUA